Messenger RNA from Brassica napus (rape), 1130 nucleotides. RefSeq names its product xyloglucan endotransglucosylase/hydrolase protein 22-like. The record is from RefSeq and is a predicted model, not a curated record. The coding region runs from base 164 to 1015 and encodes 283 amino acids. Gene Ontology annotation, cellular component: cell wall; apoplast. Gene Ontology annotation, molecular function: hydrolase activity, hydrolyzing O-glycosyl compounds; xyloglucan:xyloglucosyl transferase activity. Lineage: Eukaryota; Viridiplantae; Streptophyta; Magnoliopsida; Brassicales; Brassicaceae. Gene Ontology annotation, biological process: xyloglucan metabolic process; cell wall biogenesis. The transcript has 2 exons.
CCUCUUUCACCAUACGAACCUUCCUCUUAUUAAACCUUUGCUGGAGUAUUAGUCUACUAUUACUACUACUAGUAUAAAUAGACUAUUCCAUAAACCCUCAAAACCACAAAACAAAAGCAACACAAGUCACAAGAACACAAGAAACAUAGAUAAAUCUCUCAAAAUGGCACACAGUUACUUCCUUCCUCUGUUUAUUUCUCUUAUAGUCAUCUCCUCUGUUUCAGCUAAUUUCCAAAGAGACGUUGAGAUCACAUGGGGAGAUGGACGUGGACAGAUCACAAACAAUGGAGAGCUUCUCACUUUGUCUCUAGACAAAUCAUCUGGCUCUGGUUUCCAGUCCAAGAACGAGUACUUGUUCGGUAAAAUCGACAUGCAGAUGAAACUCGUCCCUGGUAACUCCGCAGGAACAGUCACAACACUCUACUUGAAAUCACCAGGAACCACAUGGGACGAGAUUGACUUCGAGUUCUUAGGGAACCUAAGUGGAGAUCCUUACACACUUCACACAAAUGUAUACACACAAGGCAAAGGAGACAAAGAACAGCAGUUCAAACUCUGGUUCGACCCAACAGCUGAUUUCCACACUUACACCAUUCUCUGGAACCCACAACGAAUCAUUUUCACAGUCGAUGGAACUCCCAUUAGAGAAUUCAAAAACAUGGAAUCUGUUGGUACUCUAUUUCCUAAGAACCAACCAAUGAGAAUGUAUUCCAGUCUUUGGAACGCUGAUGAUUGGGCCACGAGAGGUGGUUUGGUCAAAACCGAUUGGUCUAAAGCUCCUUUCACUGCUUCCUACCGUGGCUUUAACCAAGAAGCUUGUGUUUGGUCAAACGGCAAGUCGUCUUGUCCUAAUGGCUCGGGACAGGGGACCACUGGCUCGUGGCUGUCGCAGGAGCUUGACUCUACGGCUCAAGAAAGGAUGAGAUGGGUGCAGAAGAACUACAUGAUCUACAACUAUUGCACGGAUACGAAGAGAUUCCCUCAAGGUCUUCCUAAAGAGUGCUUUGCUGCAUAGAGAGUGAAGAAUUGAAGGACGUCUUUGUUGUUAUAAAAUUCUAUUCAUUUUAUUUUAUUGUAUAUCACAAGUAAUUGAUAUGAUUUGUUAAAGUAAUAUAUACUCCUUGCUACAA